AUGCUACCAACGUAUGUUCGAGCAAUACCGAAUGGUGAAGAAAGUGGAGAUUACCUAGUUUUGGAUCUCGGUGGAACUAAUUUUCGCAUCCUUCUCAUACGGCUUAACGGAAGAGAGGCCGAAAUGACUGGAAAAGUUUACAGUGUUCCAGACCGUAUUAUGCAGGCUACUGCAGAAGAGCUUUUUGACCACAUCGCCGAGUGCAUGGCGCGCUUCAUGGAAGAGCAAGGCAUACCGUUCUCACGAAAGCUGCCUCUCGGUUUCACGUUCUCCUUUCCUUGUCAACAAGAAGGACUCACAAGGUUUGUUAGCAUUGAAAGAAGCAAGCCGUGCGGUCUUGGCGAUGCAGUGCCCGCCUCCUGCGUGGCGAAAUUAUCCUGGGUGUUCCCUCUGUAA
Ostertagia ostertagi is the source of this 396-nucleotide messenger RNA. Lineage: Eukaryota; Metazoa; Nematoda; Chromadorea; Rhabditida; Trichostrongylidae. The record is from the annotation of a GenBank genome assembly.